UCCAAACCGUCCGAAAUCUCUCCUUGUCUUUAUCAAUCCGUACGGUGGGAAGAGGCAAGCAGAAGUGAUUUUCUAUCAGACUGUUCGACCGAUAUUUGAUCUGGCCGGAAUUCGUUCUACAGUCAUAGUGACAUCUUAUCAAGGCCACUGUCAGAAGUACAUGCUCACUGAAGAUAUUCAUUCAUAUGAUGGAGUGGUAACAGUUGGCGGAGAUGGCUUAUUUUCGGAACUCCUUCAAGGACUUUUAUAUAGAACACGCGCAGAUGCUAAGCUCCCUCUUUACGAGCAGCAUAAGCCAUUCUCCAAAGAGCUAACCCCCCGACUCCGAAUCGGACUGAUUCCAGCUGGUAAAAUUUGCCACAAUCCGUUGUGCAUUUUGCGCUGA
This is a messenger RNA of Mesocestoides corti, 385 nucleotides long. The record is from the annotation of a GenBank genome assembly. Lineage: Eukaryota; Metazoa; Platyhelminthes; Cestoda; Cyclophyllidea; Mesocestoididae.